This is a messenger RNA of Neopelma chrysocephalum (saffron-crested tyrant-manakin), 1945 nucleotides long. RefSeq names its product adipocyte plasma membrane associated protein (gene APMAP). Bases 63 to 1310 code for a protein of 415 amino acids. The transcript is spliced from 9 exons. The record is from RefSeq and is a predicted model, not a curated record. Gene Ontology annotation, molecular function: strictosidine synthase activity. Gene Ontology annotation, biological process: biosynthetic process. Lineage: Eukaryota; Metazoa; Chordata; Aves; Passeriformes; Pipridae.
UGGCCUGGGGCGGCGGGGGCGGGGCUGCUGUUCCGGUGCGCGGCGGCGGCAGCAGCAGCGGGAUGAAUGAGGUGGAGGGGCUGCGGCAGCGGCGGCUGCCCCGCCCGCAGGUCAUCACCGACGACAGCCCGGCGCAGGAGGCCAAGGAGGGCAGUACUUACAGCAGCAAGGUGUUCCGUGUUACCUUCUUGACUUUGGCUGCGUCUCUGACUGUGCCGCUGCUUGGAGUAACUGUUCUACUGGAUUGUCCUAUAGACCCUCAGCCUAUAAGUUUGAAGGAACCUCCCCUCCUGACGGGUGUACUAGAGCCCAAUAUCAAGUUACGAAAAGCUGAGCGGUUAUGGGAAAACCAGCUGUAUGGACCAGAGUCCAUUGUCAAUAUUGGGGAUAUACUAUUUACUGGGACAGCUGAUGGGAAGAUUAUCAAAAUUGAAGAUGGGGAAAUACAAACAAUAUCCAGAAUUGGCCAUGGUCCUUGUGGAACCCGCGAAGAUGAGCCAACGUGUGGAAGACCACUUGGCAUCAGAGUUGGGCCAAAUAACACUCUUUUUGUGGCAGAUGCUUAUUAUGGACUCUAUGAAGUUGAUCCUGAUACAGGUGAAACAAAAAUGCUUGUGUCAACCAAAACAGUAAUUGAAGGUCAGAAGUUGUCAUUUGUAAAUGAUCUUACAGUGACCCGGGACGGGAGGAAAAUCUACUUCACUGACUCCAGUAGCAAAUGGCAAAGACGAGACUACUUAUUCUUGAUUAUGGAAGGCACAGAUGAUGGGCGCCUCCUUGAAUAUGACACAGUAACAAAAGAAGUGAAAGUCUUAAUGGUGGGCCUGAGAUUUCCCAAUGGUGUGCAGCUCUCUCCUGCAGAAGACUUUGUCCUGGUGCAGGAGACAACCAUGGCUAGAAUCAGGAGGUAUUAUGUAUCUGGGCUGAUGAAAGGUGGAGCAGAUAUGUUUGUUGAGAACAUGCCUGGUCUUCCAGAUAAUAUCAGGUUAAGCAGCUCUGGAGGAUAUUGGGUAGCUAUGGCAGCUGUCCGGCACAAUCCUGGAUUUUCUGUGUUGGAUUUCUUGGCUGAAAAACCAUGGAUUAAAAAGAUGAUAUUUAAGUUGCUGAGUCAGGAAACCGUGACAAACUUUGUGCCCAAAUAUAGCCUUGUUGUUGAACUUACUGAGACAGGAUCCUACAGAAGAAGCUUUCAUGAUCCCAAUGGAGUGAUGGUAGCUUAUGUUAGCGAGGCCCAUGAACACAAUGGAUAUCUUUACCUGGGUUCCUUCCGGUCUCCGUAUAUUUGCAGAAUUAAUCUUCAGCAUGUUUAACUGUUCAUCCAUGAUGAAGUCCCACUGUCCUAUAAUAUUCCAGAGGUACAAAGGAAGCAUAUGCUUGAGGCAGUUUGUGACCAAGGACAAAAAGUGAAAGAUAGUCUGUUAACAUGCAGUAGCACUGUUGCCAUAGGAAAACAUACAGCUUGCUGUACCUGUUCUCUUCCUUGGUUUGACUGCUCAUGUUUUGGAGUUGGUGUGCAUAAUUGUUAAUAUCUGAGGAGUAUGGUGGGGCAUCUUCAUUCAGUUAUUUGUUCCUCAGAGAACUCCACUGCUUUUCCAUGCCCAGCCCUGCGUGGAGUCAUCUUAAACAGACAUCAUCGUGUUGCCUUUAAUGCAACUGUAUGUCUUCUUACACUGGAAGGAUUUGUGAUGUAUGGAAUUUAAUUAUGUAAUAUUUGAAUUGAAGAUGAUGGCUUGCAUGUGUUUAUUUCUGUUUUAGAACCUGCUGUUUAGGAUUACAGUAUAUAUUCUGAUGUCAUACCAUGGUGCUGUGGUAGAGGCAGCAACAUCCAGAAAUCAACAACAUGCCUAGAAAUUUAGUUAUACCAUUGGGUUUCUUCAAUUCCAACCUGUGUAAGUAACAUUAGACACUACAAUUAGCUGUUAAUCAAAACCAAAUUUCAUCGUUA